Cuscuta campestris is the source of this 1045-nucleotide messenger RNA. NCBI's taxonomy places the organism in Eukaryota, Viridiplantae, Streptophyta, Magnoliopsida, Solanales, Convolvulaceae. The record is from the annotation of a GenBank genome assembly.
CAUUCCCAUUUUCUAACGCUAUUUUUUUGAAACACUAACACUAUUUUGAUAGUACUCUUUUUAUAAUUUUUUGUAAACGCCGUUCAAAAUUCAAAUGUUACUCCCUUUUUACUCUGUAAGAACCAAGUUUGCCCCGACCACUCGUCGCUCCUCCCCCUCCCCUAAUUUCCCAUUGAGCAAAUGAUAAGAACUUCAGUCAGAGGACGCUACGAGAAUGGCACCAACGGCGCCGUCGCCUCCGCAAUCGUCAAUGGCGGCGACGUCGAGCUCAAAGCCAACGCCACCUUCACAACCAGUCCCGCCUUCGAAGACCUCUCGCUCUCGGUUGAAAAUCCCGGCUCCUUCGUCGUCGACUACAGUAUUCCGAAGAAGGAUGUGCGGUUUCAGUUCAUGAAUUCCGUCAGGCUUUUGAGGAAGCAGGUCAAUUUGACGUACUCGCACUGGAGGGGCGACAAUCGGAUCCAACUGGAUGGAACAUUGGUGAUCGAUUCGGCGAACAAGUUAUCCGCCAGCUUCGAGGCUAAUACUGGGAAUUGCAAGGUGAAACACAGCUACAAGCACUGGGGCGGAUUGGUGACGUUUGAGCCCAGCUAUGAUUUCGGGAACAAUUCGUGGGACGUUUCGAUUUCCAGGAGGGUUUUGGAUGGUGAUUUGGUGAGGGCUUCGUAUCAGAGUUCUAGCAAGGUUUUGGAGGUGGAUUGGUGCAGGAAUACAAGUAUGGAUGGCAACUUUAAGGUAUCUGCGUCUGUCAACUUGGCGGAGCCGACAAAACCCCCAACACUUCGCGCUGAGAGCAUCAUAACUUUUGAUUUGUAACUCAAUGAACUUGUCAAUGCAUAGAUGAUAGUUCUCCGUAGUAGCCGUGAGUAAUGACAGUAUUAUGGUAUCUUCUUUUUUCCUAGGAGGAAAUUUUUACAAGGCUAUACAUGAAACAUCCCCCCCCUCCCCCAAUCCUUUAAGAAGUCAUUGUGCAAGUUUCUGAUAUUGUUAUAUCAAUGGUAGAUGUCAAUCCAUCGGAAUUAUGACAUAAAAACAAGACUUUUGU